AUGUUUAUAGCGUCUCCGGUGAAAACGAACUUAUACGGCGUCGGCUUAGUGAGAUCUCCGGCGUUUCCCGUACUUCCACGUAGGCUACAACACCGAGUUCCUCUCUCCAGACAAGUUCGAGCUGUGAUCUCGCGGGAAGAAAAGGCGGUGGAUCAAGAAGAUGAGAAAAGUAUAAACAGAUCAGUCGUAUAUAGUAGCUCUCCUGCGUUUCCAUGGCAGAGAUCUAAGUAUACAGGAACAAAAACGGUUAUGGCGGUCGUGAAGAUCAGGAAGAAGAUGAGGGAGAAGCUAACCGAGAGGCUCGGGCAUCAGUUUGAGCUUUUAAUGAAAGCUGUCGGUCAAGGGAUGUUGGUUCAGCUUGUUAGUGAAGAUAUAGAUCCUGAAACUGGUUCAGGUAGGAGGAGUUUAGAAACUCCAGUGCUAGGACUCCCCAAGGCUCGGAAUGAUCCUAGAAACCUUGAGUUCACAGCCACCUUCACUGUACCGACUGACUUUGGUAAACCAGGUGCCAUUCUUGUCACCAACCUCCUUUCCUCAGAGAUUUGCUUGUCGGAGAUUAUCAUCCGUGACGGAAGUGACACCAUUCUCUUCCCUGGUAACACUUGGAUCCACUCCAGGAAUGAAAACCCCGAAGGCAGAAUAAUCUUCAGAAGUCAACCAUGCUUACCUUCCCAGACUCCUGCCGGGAUCAAAGAACUACGAGAAAAGGACUUGAGGAGUGUCCGUGGUAACGGAAAAGGCGAAAGAAAGCCUCAUGAGAGGAUCUAUGACUACGAUGUUUACAACGAUUUAGGCGAUCCACGUAAAAAAGAUCGAGUUAGGCCUAUUCUUGGUGGACCAGAGAGGCCGUAUCCAAGACGCUGCAGGUCUGGCCGGACUCUCGUUUCAAGAGACCCACCGUGUGAGAGCAGAGGAAAAGACAAGGAUGAGUUUUAUGUUCCAAGAGACGAAGAGUUCGAGGAUAUCAAGAGAGACACUUUCACAGCUGGGAGAUUAAAGGCUCUCUUUCACAACCUAGUCCCAUCUAUUGCAGCUGCAUUGUCAAACUUAGACAUUCCAUUCACAUGCUUCUCGGAUAUCGAUAAAUUAUACAAAUGUGACAUUGUCUUGAGACCCACGGAACCAAAAGACACAGGUCUUGGGGGCUUUUUUGGUAGUUUUGUGGAUGGGAUUCUUAACGUUGGAGAAACACUACUAAAAUACGACACACCAGCCGUUAUAAAAUCGGACAGGUUUGCAUGGCUGAGAGACAAUGAAUUUGGACGUCAGGCUCUCGCUGGUGUCAACCCUGUGAACAUUGAACUUCUGAAGGAGCUGCCAAUUCGAAGCAAGCUUGACCCGGCUGUAUAUGGACCACAAGAAUCUGCUCUCACAGAAGAAGUGAUUGCUAAAGAAGUUUUACACUAUGGAAUGACUUUGGAACAGGCGUUUGAAGAGCAGAGGUUGUUUCUAUUGGACUACCAUGACAUGCUCUUACCCUUUGUAGACAAGAUAAACUCCCUCAAAGAAGAUCCAAGAAAAACAUAUGCUUCAAGAACAAUCUUCUUCUAUUCAAAGGCGGGUGCACUGAGGCCGUUGGCUAUAGAGCUCUCCUUGCCUCCUACACCGGAUAACGAGAACAAAUUUGUUUAUGUGCAUGGACAUGACGCUACCACUCACUGGAUGUGGAAACUAGCCAAAGCUCAUGUCUGCUCAAAUGAUGCUGGUGUUCAUCAACUAGUGAACCACUGGCUAAGGACUCACGCUUCCAUGGAGCCAUACAUCAUUGCUACUAAUAGACAGUUGAGUACAAUGCAUCCGGUUUACAAGCUGCUUCACCCUCACAUGCGCUACACGCUAGAGAUCAAUGCACGUGCACGUAAGAGCCUAAUCAAUGGAGGAGGAAUCAUCGAAAGUUGCUUCACUCCAGGAAAAUACUCGAUGGAACUAAGCUCUGCGGCAUACAAGAGUAUGUGGCGGUUUGACAUGGAAGGACUUCCUGCUGAUCUUGUUCGAAGGGGAAUGGCAGAGGAGGAUGCUUCAGAGGAAUGUGGUGUGAAGCUUGUGAUCGAAGACUAUCCAUACGCAGCAGAUGGUCUUUUGAUCUGGAAAGCCAUCAAGAACCUAGUUGAAUCCUAUGUGAAACACUUCUACUCUGAUACUAAAUCCAUAGCCUCUGACUUUGAGCUCCAAGCUUGGUGGGAUGAGAUCAAGAACAAAGGUCACUACGACAAGAAAGACGAGCCUUGGUGGCCUAAACUCAACACAGCACAAGACUUGACCGAGAUCCUAACCAACAUGAUAUGGAUCGCCUCAGGACAACACGCAGCCAUCAACUUUGGUCAGUACCCGUUCGGAGGGUACGUCCCGAACCGACCUACGCUGUUGAGGAAACUUAUACCACAAGAAAACGAUCCGGAGUACGAAAUGUUCAUGAGAAACCCUCAGUACAGCUUCCUAAGCUCUUUACCGACACAACUCCAAGCGACUAAAGUGAUGGCGGUGCAAGAGACGCUCUCGACGCAUUCCGCUGACGAAGAGUACUUGAUCGACCUGAAAGAGAAUCAGAGACGUUGGUUUCAAGAUGAGGAAGUGGUUAAGUAUUUUAGCAAGUUUUCUGAGGAGCUUGAGGAGAUAGAGAAGAAGAUAAACAAGAGAAACAAAGAUAAGAAACUGAAGAACAGAACAGGUGCUGGGAUGCCUCCUUACGAGCUACUUCUACCUACUUCUCCACAUGGAGUCACUGGCCGUGGUAUUCCAAAUAGCAUUUCCAUAUAGUUUAUGUGAUUAUUAUGUUGUAUGGGUUUUUGUUUGGUGGUAGAGUCCAUAUCUGUAAAAUAUAUAUGAGGAUUAUUAUGUUUUUUCCUUCUUCGUUUAUCAAUGUAUCAUGAUAGUAAUGCAAGAAGUUUUAUACUUGUAUCGUAUUGCAUAAAUUUAUAUUUUU
Messenger RNA from Brassica rapa (field mustard), 2923 nucleotides. RefSeq names its product lipoxygenase 6, chloroplastic. Gene Ontology annotation, biological process: lipid oxidation. The record is from RefSeq and is a predicted model, not a curated record. Gene Ontology annotation, molecular function: protein binding; metal ion binding; oxidoreductase activity, acting on single donors with incorporation of molecular oxygen, incorporation of two atoms of oxygen. Lineage: Eukaryota; Viridiplantae; Streptophyta; Magnoliopsida; Brassicales; Brassicaceae.